AUGGAGACACAUCAAGAGUUCACGUGGUCUACAGUAGAAAGCCAUAUCUUUGCCAGAAGGAGAAAACGAUCAGUGGACUCUAGUGAGGAUGUCCCUGAUCUUCUGGACAUGGCGCUUCAACUUUCUAAUACCAAGACUAUUGCAGGAAACAACAUAACCGUAGAGACACUUUCACUGCUGAAACAGCUAAGUGACUCGAUGCAGUCUCAAGACAUAGCUUCCUCGACUUUACUUGCAAACCUCAACAACAUUGUGAACUAUGGCAUCAACAGUGUCUUACAGUCUUUACUGUCAUCCUGUUCUGAAAUCUCCUGGAGUGUAUCAGAGAGACAGUCCAUGAUAAACUUUUCUCUUGGAGUUUUGGAUGAUCAACUGGCCAUGUUGUCGAAUCUAAGUCGGGAGCUGUCAUUGCAGACACCAAUGUUCUCAGUACGUUUGAAGAGUGUGAAUACAUCAGAGACCAAUAAAUAUGCCCUGUCCUGUACAAAUCCAGUGACGAAAGUAGUAUUCCCAUCUCAAGCUGCAUUGGGUUCGGUGCUUCAGUCUCUCCAGUCUGUUAAGGUUCAGUUGAUGGGUUUCUCUCAGAACCCAUUUAUUAAGGACUCCUCAUUCAAGAUCAGUGGCACUGUGGCCAGCCUGAGUGUCCUGAGUGAAAAACAAGAGCUUUCCCUGCAGAACUUGUCAGACACUUUUCAGAUAUUUCUCCCACGUACUGCAAGCUCGGGAAGUCAACCAAAUGUGAUCCAGACUUCUGCAGAUAAAGCUUUACAACUAUCUUUAAAGGUUACCCCCUCAGAAAGCACCUUGGUUGGACCUCAGUCUACCUUAACGAAUGUGCAGUGCCUGUGUAAUCACUUGUCAGUCUUCGGUUCAUCAUUCCUAGUUUUACCAGUGCAGAUCGAUGUCACUCGUACGGCAGAGUAUUUCUCUAAGAUCUCGGAGAAUCCAGUCAUUGUUGUCUUAGUGGCAUGCUUUUACUUCUGCUACAUCCUCACUGUCUUGUGGGCAAGACGCAUGGAUCUAAGAGACCAAAUGCAGAAUCGAGUGAUUGUUCCUCGGGAUAGUGAUCCUUGUGGAUUAUACCGUUAUCUUGUUACUGUAUGCACAGGCCACAGGACGGGGGCAGGGACCAGCGCCAAGGUGUGGCUGUCACUUUGUGGUACAGAAAGUGAGUUUGGCCCCAUCCUGCUCUCAGGCACCAGACGUCAGGUGUUCAGAAGCGGUAAUACUGAUGCCUUUAUCCUUUCUGUGCCAUUUCCUUUGGGUGAAUUGAAAAGCAUCACGCUCCGUCAUGAUGGCACAGGCUGUCAGAAAAGUUGGUACGUUGCUCAGGUUACUGUUCAGGAUGUCCUGCUCAAAAUGUCCUGGCAUUUUCUGUGUAACACUUGGCUCUCCCAGCCACCCAAAGGAGACUCUCUGAGCAAGAUCUUCAAAGUUGCCAAUGACCAAGAGUUACGGAGUUUUAGGUGUAAAAACUGCAAAGACCAGAACAUAGAGGCAGUGCGGCGAAUCGGAGCAGAGGGGAGCCAGAAUAUUUUCUUGAAAAAAACUUUAAGGGGCCUGCGCGAUGAACACAUCUGGAUUUCUAUCCUCAAUCAUCCAGCCCGUAGUGUAUUUACACGUGUCCAGAGAGUGUCCUGUUGUAUGUGUCUUCUCAUGUGUACAGUUGUCAUUAACCUCAUGUUCUGGGAGUUACCUCAAGCUACUUAUCCAGUGCUCAUUAGUGUUGGCGGUUUUACCCUGACAUGGAAGGACAUUAUGAUAGCCUUUGAAAGUGCAAUUCUCAUGUUUCCUGUCAAUCUACUCAUCAUUUACAUCUUUCGAAACACUCAGCCCAGGGAAACUAAAAACACAAAGACCAAAGCUAAAAAAGACAAACUAAUUCCCAAUGCCAAGAAGAGUCCAUCCUGCCAGCUAAGUUUCUAUACUGUUCUGGAGGACCUGUCGGGAGUAGUGCAGACUCUGAGUCAGACUUCCCGGAAUAAGUUAGAAGUAAAUCUGGAUCAAGAAACAAAUAAAAAUUUCACUGCUCUACUGCAGAACAUCUCACAUCUUUUACAAAAACAGCUAACGCCUGGACGACUGUCAUCUUCAGUUCCCUUGGCGCAGCUUUCUAGUGAUGAAUUACAUGCCUUGUUUUGUGCACAUUAUGUGUCCCGAAAGCUUAAGAAGGUGUCUCAAGAUGUUCAGCAGCUGGGAAGCCAGCAGGUCCCAGACCAGCAGCAGCAUGAGGAGUUCAUCGCGCAGUUACAUGCUCUGCUGCAUGUAAUAGACAAAUCUGUUCCUCCUUUGCCUGCACAACGGUCUCAACAAAAGCAGCAAGUGAAAAAGAAGCGACUGCCUUGGUGGUUCCUGUUCAUUGGGUGGAGCCUACUGGUCUCCAUCAGUGUUGUUUCUACCUACUUCACCAUGAUGUACGGGUUUCUCUAUGGAAAGAACAGUUCUAUACGGUGGAUUAUUUCAAUGGCUUUAUCUCUAUUCCAAAGCAUCUUUAUUCUGCAGCCACUUAAGGUUGUUGGAUUUGCUGUUUUUUUUGCUCUGAUCUUAAAGAAGGUAGAAGAUGAGGAAGAAAUUCUGGAGACAGAACUAGAGAUAUCAGAUGAGUGUCAGAAAAGUGAUGAGACGGCCCUGUGA
Bufo bufo (common toad) is the source of this 2634-nucleotide messenger RNA. RefSeq names its product polycystic kidney disease protein 1-like 2. Gene Ontology annotation, biological process: detection of mechanical stimulus. The record is from RefSeq and is a predicted model, not a curated record. Gene Ontology annotation, cellular component: membrane. The coding region runs from base 1 to 2634 and encodes 877 amino acids. Gene Ontology annotation, molecular function: calcium channel activity; protein binding. Lineage: Eukaryota; Metazoa; Chordata; Amphibia; Anura; Bufonidae. The transcript is spliced from 20 exons.